AAUCCCAAUAUCACAUCAUCAUCAUCUUCCUUCCUUAAAAAAAAACCCAUCUCCAUUUUCUUUUUCCAUCAUUCUCUGCUUUCUUGCCUUGCCUUGCCUUGCCUACUCUCUCCCACUCCCAUUCCCCCAUUAGCAUGCCCCAAAGGUUACGCCAUUUUUAAGGUGAAAAAACAAGUAGUUACACAAUUUAAAUGGGUUUUUGAAGAUAUUGCUGGUGAUCCAAUUUUCUUGGAGGGGUUCUCAAGAAGAACGAAGGAUGAUGGCGGUGACGUCGGCCUGCAAGGACGGGAGCAAGGCGAUAAUGGACAAUGGGAAAUAUGUGAGGUAUACGCCGGAGCAGGUGGAAGCUCUGGAGAGGCUUUACCAUGACUGUCCCAAGCCCAGCUCCAUGCGCCGUCAGCAGCUCAUAAGAGAGUGUCCCAUUCUCUCCAACAUCGAGCCGAAGCAGAUCAAAGUUUGGUUCCAAAAUCGCAGAUGCAGAGAAAAACAGAGGAAAGAGGCAUCACGCCUUCAAGCUGUGAAUAGGAAGUUGACGGCAAUGAAUAAGCUAUUAAUGGAAGAGAACGAUAGACUGCAAAAGCAGGUCUCGCAGCUGGUCUACGAGAACAGUUUCUUCCGCCAACAAACACAGAAUACGACCCUUGCCACCACAGAUACGAGCUGUGAAUCGGUGGUGACGAGCGGUCAGCACCAUCUGACUCCUCAGCAUCCGCCCAAGGAUGCCAGCCCUGCUGGACUUCUGUCCAUUGCAGAGGAAACUUUAGCAGAGUUUCUGUCAAAGGCCACUGGAACUGCUGUGGAGUGGGUCCAAAUGCCUGGGAUGAAGCCUGGUCCGGAUUCCAUUGGAAUCGUUGCUAUUUCUCAUGGUUGCACUGGAGUGGCAGCUCGUGCAUGUGGACUUGUGGGUCUUGAUCCUACAAGGGUCGCUGAUAUCCUCAAAGAUCGGCCUUCGUGGUUUCGUGAUUGCCGAGCCGUGGAUGUUGUAAACGCAAUAUCCACUGGAAAUGGUGGAACCAUUGAACUGCUUUACAUGCAGCUCUAUGCGCCAACAACCUUAGCAUCAGCUCGUGACUUCUGGUUGCUGCGGUAUACGUCUGUUUUGGAGGAUGGUAGUCUGGUGGUCUGUGAAAGAUCACUCAACAACACUCAGAAUGGUCCAAGUAUGCCACCUGCGCCAAAUUUUGUGAGAGCAGAAAUGCUGCCUAGUGGUUAUCUGAUUAGACCUUGUGAAGGGGGUGGAUCGAUCAUUCACAUAGUUGAUCACAUGGAUUUAGAGCCUUUGGGUGUUCCUGAAGUGUUGCGUCCACUUUAUGAGUCAUCAACAUUACUUGCUCAGAAAACAACAAUGGCGGCUCUGCGUCAUUUGAGGCAAAUUUCUCAAGAAGUAUCCCAGCCAAACGUCACAGGUUGGGGAAGAAGACCUGCAGCUCUACGUGCACUCAGUCAGAGAUUAAGCAAGGGCUUUAAUGAGGCUAUUAAUGGAUUUACUGAUGAAGGAUGGUCUAUGUUGGAAAGCGAUGGUGUUGAUGAUGUUACGCUUCUUGUAAACUCAUCUAUUGGAAGAAUGAUGGGUGUAAAUCCUUCGUAUGCUAGUGGAUUUCCUUCUAUGGGCAGUGCAAUUCUAUGUGCAAAAGCGUCCAUGUUGUUACAGAAUGUACCUCCAGCAAUUCUACUUAGAUUCUUGCGAGAACAUCGGUCAGAAUGGGCAGAUAGUGGUAUUGAUGCUUACUCAGCUGCUGCUGUCAAAGCUGGUCCCUGUAGCUUACCAAUCUCUCGAGCUGGAAGUUUUGGGGGCCAGGUUAUUCUUCCACUGGCUCAUACAAUUGAGCAUGAAGAGUCUAUGGAGGUCAUUAAGCUUGAAAACAUGGGCCACUAUAGGGAGGACAUGAUCAUACCUGGCGAUAUCUUCCUCUUGCAGCUUUGUAGUGGAAUGGACGAGAAUGCAGUUGGCACAUGUGCUGAGCUCAUCUUUGCUCCUAUUGAUGCCUCAUUCUCUGAUGAUGCACCUAUUAUUCCUUCGGGUUUCCGCAUUAUUCCCCUUGAUUCUGGAAUGGAUGCCUCUAGUCCAAAUCGCACUCUUGACCUUGCAUCUACUCUUGAAGUUGGAGCUGCUGGAAACAGAGCAGCUGGUGAUUAUUCUGGCCGUUGUGGGAGCACAAAAUCUGUCAUGACAAUAGCAUUCCAAUUUGUUUAUGAUAUCCAACUUCAAGAAAAUGUGGCAACCAUGGCUCGACAAUAUGUUCGUAGUAUUAUUGCCUCUGUGCAAAGGGUGGCAUUGGCACUCUCACCUUCCCGUUUUGGUUCUCAUUCUGGUUUUCGAUCACCACCUGGCACUCCUGAAGCACAGACACUCGCUCGUUGGAUUUGUCAGAGCUAUAGGUGCUAUCUGGGUGCAGAAUUACUCAAAAUUGAAGCAAAUGAAUUGGUUCUCAAAAAUCUUUGGCUUCACUCUGAUGCAAUUUUGUGUUGCUCUUUGAAGGCACUGCCAGUUUUUACAUUCGGAAAUCAGGCAGGACUUGACAUGCUAGAGACAACCUUGCUUGCACUUCAGGACAUCACUCUGGAAAAAAUAUUUGAUGAUAAUGGUGGAAAGGCUCUAUUCUCAGAGUUCCCACAAGUAAUGCAGCAGGGUUUCAUGUGCCUUCAAGGUGGUAUCUGCUUGUCCAGCAUGGGAAGGCCAGUCUCCUACGAGAGAGCAGUGGCUUGGAAGGUAUUAAAUGAUGAAGAAGAUGCUCACUGCAUCUGUUUCAUGUUCAUCAACUGGUCUUUUGUAUGAAAAGUUGGCAGUAAUUAGGGUAGAGAACAGUAUAUUAGAUGAAUCCUUGUCUACCAUUAGUUCUUUUUUUUUAACCGUGGGGAAACCUAUAAUAAGUGACAUGAUACUGUUAUAAGAUGCUGCAACAAAUUAGAAAUGGUGUCUGGGGCCUAUAUUUUGGUUACCCCAUUUUUUGUCUUUUGCUUUAUGCUUUACUACUGAUGGAUCGCUAUCCUCUGGGCUUUAAGUUUAUUUCUCCCCCACUGCCCAUCUUUUGAUAUUAAAACUUCAAUUAUGGC
Molecule: messenger RNA, 3054 nt
Organism: Rubroshorea leprosula
Lineage: Eukaryota; Viridiplantae; Streptophyta; Magnoliopsida; Malvales; Dipterocarpaceae
Source: the annotation of a GenBank genome assembly